Messenger RNA from Myxozyma melibiosi, 1476 nucleotides. RefSeq lists its product as uncharacterized. The record is from RefSeq and is a predicted model, not a curated record. Lineage: Eukaryota; Fungi; Ascomycota; Lipomycetes; Lipomycetales; Lipomycetaceae. The transcript is spliced from 2 exons. The coding region runs from base 483 to 1235 and encodes 250 amino acids.
ACGCUGCGCUUAUGACCAGAGGCAUGGGUGUUGUGUGUAGAAUAAGAACGCAGAUUGUGGGGGAUUAAACGCUGUUGAAUCGUAUGACGUAGGCGUCCGGGAUAGGCGGGACAUGGCAGUAGAGAAGCAUAUUGGUCCUAUUGCAAUAUCUAUCAUACUUUCCCCUCUCUCUGCUCUUUCUCAACCUGCAGUCAGCGGUCUGAUAAAAACCAGGCAGAAGACGGGGUUGCGGUGCCGGCUGAGUGGAAGUAAAAGCACCUGAUCAGGAGACUUCGACUAUCUGUGCGCGCGCGCCAUGUUUUUUAACCACCCAACUUUAACGAAACAGCUCCCAAUCCACAAAAGCAGCAGCAAACAUCACGCAACACCCGGACUCGCUGGCCGUACAUAGCCAACCUCCUAGCCAUGGCUGCGUAUAUCUCCUCCUUUCCCCCCACACGCAUGCUCCCCGUCAGUCUACCCCUCCCAGGUUGUGAGCUACCAUGCUUCUCGAUGGCGCCGUUGUCCUCGUCGUAGGCCCUACCACCGGCCUCGACUUUAUCCUCCUGCAGCUCAUAUCGACCCAUUGUCGUGUGUACAUCACCGGUCCGGCGGAGAGGUCGGUCUCCUUUGUGCGCGCUGCGUCUCGCAUACGGGACGCGCAGCUGCGCUACCUCUCGCCCGAGGACUCGUCGGCGUCCGACAGCGAGAGUGAAGAUGAAGACGGCUCCCGUCUGUAUGAGACUCUGUCUGAAUUCCUUCGGCUCGAAAGUCGGCUCGAUCUCGUCAUCUUUAGCACUGUUGACAACGUGGAUAAGUCUAUCAAGCAGGUUCUGCCCGUCCUCAUGUCAACCGCCGACCACCAUGGAAGCUCAAAUAUAAUCCUUCUCAAGACCGUCCAUCGCAGACCUCGGACGCGCAUGGACUCUCUCAAGAAAGUGCGAAAUCAUUCGCCAACCAUGAGCAAAGGCCACCGUCUCCCGAUGAGAGGAGAUGAUCGUGCAGUCGACGUCGACAGCGACGACGACGACAACGACAACAACGACGACGCACACGCUGAAGACGUCAAGGCUUCUCUUCUUGACAUUUUUUCUCGCAAUCACGCAGAAAACAUCUUUGUCAAUGCGGCGAGUUUGGACCAGCUACUACCUGCUAUCAUGCAAUAUGAUCAGUACCGGGAGUCCCAUCAGGUCGCACAUCCACAAAGGCAGUCUGUCGUCUCUCAGACUACACAAUUGGACUCUGCUAUGGUCUGAUUGUUUUUGCGUCUUACUUUGUCUUUAUCAUCUGUGCUUUUCUCGUCUUUCAUCUCUUGGUCAAAAUCAUGCGGGCUUUAAUAAUUUGGCGUAUUGUAGCUUUUCUUGUCCUUUUCAGUGCUUUUUUUGUGUCGUCUCGCGUUGCUAUAUUUUUCCCCGGUGUUACGGUCGGGCUAUUGAAUUUCACGACACUUACGAUCAUAGCUUCUUUGUAUAAUAAUAAACAAAUAUUUCAACUUUU